This is a messenger RNA of Acanthaster planci (crown-of-thorns starfish), 7541 nucleotides long. RefSeq names its product acyl-CoA binding domain containing 5 (gene acbd5). The record is from RefSeq and is a predicted model, not a curated record. NCBI's taxonomy places the organism in Eukaryota, Metazoa, Echinodermata, Asteroidea, Valvatida, Acanthasteridae. Gene Ontology annotation, cellular component: cytoplasm. Gene Ontology annotation, biological process: fatty acid metabolic process. Gene Ontology annotation, molecular function: fatty-acyl-CoA binding.
GAUCCAAAAUGGCGACUGCGUCAGAACAGUUUGCGGCUGCUGUAAGAGUUGUGCAGAGUAUGCCUAAGGAUGGGCCAUUCCAGCCAUCCUAUGAAAUGAAGAAACGUUUCUAUGGGUUAUACAAGCAAGCAACAAUAGGUCCUUGCAAUGAACCCAAGCCAGCAUUCUGGGAAGCCAUUAAACGAACCAAGUGGGAUGCUUGGAAGCAGCUUGGUGAUAUGCCCAAAGAAGAAGCUAUGGAAAGCUAUGUCACCGAUCUGCUCAAGGCAAUGAUGAAAAACAAGGACAGAGACCCAGCUGACAUACAGAAUAUUGUUGAGACAAUGCCAAUCUCUGAGGAAGUCAGCACUUUCUUGAAGGCUAUGGGUCCAUUCUUUGAGGCUGUUAAUGAACCACUUCCAAUCCGUGAGGAGGAAAAGUGGAAAUUCUAUGAUGGCCCUCCUCCAGAUGGUACUCUGCCCAUCAAUGGUACCCCACAACCUCAAGGCAAUGGUCCCAUCAACGGAGAUGUUCAUACAGGUUCCAGGCAUGAUUUGAGUGACAAUUGUCUAUCACCAUCGACUGUUGCAAACCACAGUGGUCAAGCUGAUGGAUUGAAUGCUGUUGUAGUGACACCCACAAUGUAUAAAGGCCAACAUGACAUGGGACCAAAUGGAGAUGCACACCAAGAUGAAAGCCAUCCAUUCGUCAGUGAUGUCAGUGGGAACUUUACUGUUGAUUCAUCUUGUGAUCAGUCUGGUGCUGUAGGGGCUGACAAAAGCAGUGGUACAAGUAACAAUGUCACUGUGACAAGUGAGAGUGACACCGACAGUGAGGAAGACUUUUGUGACUCCAUGGACCAGCCAGACAUGAAUCAGCUGCCUGAACUGGUGAAAGUCUCAGCCAUUGAAGAACACCUUCAGCCAAUUAGAGAAGAGCAGGUUCUCAUGACUUCCACUCCACAGGUCAAGAAGAUUAUUGCCCAGGCUGAAGUCCAUCAGGUCAACGGUGACUACCUCGAGAAUGGCCACAGUACCGCUGAUGACAACCCAGGAGAUAUGAAUGGGGAUGCACCCAUAACAAGGAGACGAGGAGGUGGGGAAGUGGUUCCAGAAGGCAAAGGUCAAGGUGGUAGAGGUCAAAGUUCAGACCAAGGUGGCCAGAGAGGUUCUAUGGGUGCAGGACGAGGUCAAGAUCAAGACACACCUGGUCGAGGCCGCACCCCAUGGAGUGGGCAAGGCGGAGCACCAGGUGGGCGGGAUUCUAGUAGUAGAGCAAACCGUAAUCCGUCAGUUGAUGUCAGUGAGCAGAUUGUCAUAGCUCUACAGCGAUUACAAUGUGAUAUGAGUAGCGUCUUGGCACGAUUGAACACACUAGAGGCAUUAGCACUCUCUCAAGCACAGCAGAGUCAGUCUGAGAGACAGUCUUCAUCAGAGCAUAGAAGUCAAGACACACCCUCAACCUCCUCUCAUCAACGCUCCUGGCUCUCAUGGAUCUUUCCUCGCAACCUGCCAACAAGGACUGUCUUCUUCCUUCUCAUCUGGCCGUUGAUUGUCAACAUAAUCCUUGCCAUGUGGAGGCGAAGACGUCACAGACACUUCCGACGAUGACUGCGAGAUGACAUCCACUGGAGUGUUAUCGGCCCUUUGGAUUAUUCAAAGGUGGUGCUCCUUUCCGUUGUACUUGCAACCAACCUUAAGAAGUAAGCUGCUUUAUGGCUCAGAGGUUUGUGGAUUCAAGGCUGGAAAAUUUAAAGCAAUGAAAUUUUGCUUAGCUCCCAAUGGAGCAUUACUGAUUGGUAUGGCUCUCAGUUAGUCCGUUUGCAUGCCCUUAACUGUUACUGCCAAAGAGAGUGCUUCAAAAUUUGACUCGUGCCAUUUGGAAUGUUUCACGCAGGAAUGUGGCACAUUUAUAGAUAGAGUGAAUGUACCAUCCUCUUAAUGUGAUCAGACUGCUUCAAGGUGACCAUGUCCAAGACAUUCUUACCUCUACCUCCCAUAUCCAACAAAAUCCACCAAUUUGAUUUAAUAGGUUCAGGGUUGUGUAGUUAAGUCACUGUUACUGUCAUGGAGCUUCUUGGCCUGUUUGCUUCUAACGUACAACAGACGUACACUUGAUUCUGCUUAGUGUUAUGUUUGAGAGAGUUGAGAAUAGCCUCAGGCUAAAGAUCAACAUUGGUCACAAUAAAGGUCCCAGACCAUUCCCAGUGUUCGAAACAUUCCGACUUGGAACACUCACUGUUACAAUUAUUUUGUUACAAGAUUGCAAUGAACUCAGUAUACAGGAAACAAUGUUAUGCACAGAAAAUUUGUGUCAAAUGAGAUUGGUGAAAUUAAACACAACUCCAGUGAAUAACUUCUGCACCUGAUUUCUUCUCAGUUCUGCCGGAAAUUGAAGGCAAUAGUGUAGGUACAAGAAAUUAAAGAAUAGAGGAAUCCUCCUUAAUACAAGGAAUGAUAAGAUUGCAAGGGAAACUUGUGCAGUCGUUGCUUGUUUUUAUAAAAAUCUUCAAUUCUGAAAUGAGAUUUGGUGUAUGAAUGAAACGCCACACCAACAUAUUUCUUACCCAAAGUAUCAUACCUAGAGAGUGUGUGGGGAGGUUUAUGGAGACUUCCCCCAUUCCAAGUGAGUGACACUGUGUACCCGGUGACUCUACGUUGUUACUGUAAUGAAUACAGUGUAUUCCUUAUCUUUCAUGAGAUGACAUUUCAAUAGAGGAGGUGAGUUUGCCUCAACAAGCCAAUUCAUGCACAUGUUAAUUCUGUCCAAUUUUACAGUCCCAGUUUAGGUCAGGCAAAUGAUACCCUCUGAAGUUUAUCAUCUACCCGUACAUGUAGCUAACUUUUGUAUUUUCCAUUCUUUUAUUUGCCAGUUGUGUCAGCAUUUGAAAGCAGUUUCAUGUUAAUCACAUGAACAUAACCAAGAGGAGAUAAAUCUUAUUUGAUAAGCAUUGUAUAUAUUAAUGCAGUUGAUCAGAACAUUUUGUAAUAUGACCAAUAGAAACCAUGAUAAUAUAAAAACACCCCUUGGGCUGCAUUCCGUGAUAUUGUCAAUGGUAAAGGUGCAUGCACUUUGAUUGACUUCUGAAGGCAGUACGUGUCAAACCACAAUGCAGUCCGUACUUUUCCAGCAAAAGAAGUUGUCCCCUUAACACGUUGAAGGCCUGGCCAUGUAUGUGUGUAAAAACAUGUACUACACUACUGAACAUAUUCAAAGUUGCUACUUACAUGUAUGCCCUGAAGCCAACAAUGUGUAUAAAAAUGCCAUAUUGACAACAUUUUAAAGAAAUAAAAUGAAGCAUUCUGUGGCAGAAAGAGGCAUCCAUAAGACAUCCUACACACCCAAGUGUGUAAACACCUUCAAUCGUGGACUCCCUAUUGUUCCUCUUUUGUUCAUACUCUAACUUUUUUGGAACACCUCACAUAUAUAUUUUGUACAUGUUUUCCAACCGUGGACUCUUAGGCAACCGUGGACCCUAUUGUCCCCUAUUGUUAUAGGUCCACGAUUGAAGGCGUUUACACACUCACUACAUACACAGUGGAGUCAAGGAGACACUGUGUGCUUGAAACCUGGAGCAUUUGUAUUCUAUGAAAUGUAUUUCAUAUCAUGUGUAUGAGAAGGACACAUUGAUGCACAGUUAUGUAAGUGCUUUUUUGAAUGAGAAUUCUUUGAAGUGUACAGAGCAUCGUUUGUAAUGCAGCCUUUAAAACAGUCAAUAGUAAUGAUGAUUGUCUUAUUGCAAGUCUGAUCAUAAAAUAUUGACAUAAGAGGGGACAACCCUGGCAAAAGAAUGUCAACUGUUAAGUGAGCAUGCUCUUUAGCACAUGUAUGCUUUCCAGUUAGGAAAUGAACAGAAGUUCCGUACACUCACCAAAAUUUCGCAUCGCAGCACCAUACAAAAUGAUAACUGAUCUUGGUCAGCCCCAUUGUCAAGUCAGCUUCAAGUUGACAGAUUCUGUUCCUCUGUUUUAUAACUUGAAUAUUCAGUUGUUAAAUCCUGUAAGUAUAAAAAAUCUGUCGACCCAAAUGCGCGUUUGGAAAGGAGGGACAGAUGUCGCAUGUUGUGAUUGGCCAAUGCGUUGCAAACCCUUAGGGGCACACUAUUGUAAAUUACCCAUAUUGUCCAUCAUGCCUUUCCUUUUCAUAGGACAUUAGAAAUUCAUUCAUUGAUGACAUUGCCUUAAUUGUGUACAAUAUUUACAAUCCAUUAAAAUAUGUCUCUGAUCUAUUCUGUGAAGGUUUUCACCAGUUUUCUCAAACGCAUUUUAUGGAAAUUGAGUUGCUCCAAGGUAGAGUAUUGAAUGAAAAAAUAAACAAAAAUAAAAUAGGUAAUUCUGCAAUCAGUUAGGAGGAUGUAUGAGAUUGAGCUUGUAAAUAGUUCUGUGUAAAUCCAUUGUAAAUUUCGCAAUGAAUACAUUUAUUUCUAGUCACCAUUCUGUUGAAUAAAGCCAUUGUAAAUAAAUCAUCAUAAUACUCAUUGCUUUUGAAAUCCACAUCUUCCUUAAAAUAACUGUUUCUACACAUGUAACCUGCAGUUUCAAAAUGUUCCUUCAAUAUACCAAUAGGCAAAUAAUUAAGCACACCGGAAAAAGCAAAACAGAAGCCAAGUUCUCAGUUUGUAUCUUCUGAUGAAUCAUUUAUUUGUAAUACUCAAAACAAUUAUUCACCAACAUUGAACUACAGUACUACUGGACUGACACAUUUCAAUUAAAAAGUAUUCUCCAAAGUCAGAGAAAUAGCUCACACUACUCCACUACGGUCUCCAAUUUUUAUAAGAUCAAUUUCAUGUACAGCUCUCCAAAAAAGUUAAGGUUGAAGAUUUACAUUAUCUCCCUGAAAUUACGUACAGUUAUUUGCAGUGUGGUUUUCAUUAAAAAAAUGGUCCUGAACUUGGAAAUAAUGAGCCAGUGAUGAUCUCAAGUUUGCCUAAAUGAAUUGUUUGAUCUAACAAACGUAAUACUGGUUCCUAGUCAUUGCAAAAGAUCUAAAUUCUAAAAAAUGUUUCCACAAUUGGUUACCAUACCCCAACAUAAAAACCCUGUUUGAACGGUUAAUACAACUACAACAAAUCUGACCCAUAAUUUGGUUUUCUUUUGAAAUUAAUUUGGCUAAUCAAGGUUGAUUGCCCAUUCAGGUCACGGUAUAACUAGCACACAGAUUUCAAGUAAAAUAACCAUUUUUACAUAAAUGCAGAAUCAAUAGGGAUGACAGUCAAGUCAUCGUGCUUUGUUCUGCACAGCAUCAAUAAAUAACUUCAAUGUGUUAAUAAAUAGACAGGCAAGACAAUACACACUUGGCUAGGGUAACAAGAACCACUAAUGUCUGAAGCAAAUGCAACAAUGCUGGCGGGACAAAUACUGAGAAACUUACGUACAAUUGGUGUCUUUGUACCAGUUGAAAAUAUUGACACUUAAUAUUCAGGGUUUAAUAUAUCAAUGUCAAUAGUUAACCCAAACAGGGCCAAAUCCUCCAAUUUCAAUAUGAUUUUAAACACACACCCUGAGGAGUCAGGGUUAAUUAAUUGUGAGUAAAUUACCAGUUCUAGAGCCAAAAAUGCUCCUUGAUCAAAGGUAUUUUGUGAAAUUUCAGGGAAAUGUUGAUUACAAUCAUCACUCAUAAUUGAUCAAUAUUGCUUACCAUUAAUAACCUGUCACAAAUUGAUCAUUUUCAUCCAUACCAUAAACAGUUCCUUUGUUUCCAAGUCUUCAGUGCCGAGUCUUAUUCUCAAAAAAGGCCAACAAGCCCAAUAAGACAAUGCUAGCACAUCUUUUUGCUCCACUGCUUACAAGUUGGAAAUUUCAUCCCAGCAUUGAAAAAUGAUGCUAUGCAUGUCUGUCCAUAUGUGUAUUACUUGUUAACAAUCUUCCAAAACAUUUCCUAGUCUAGGACUAGUGGCUAGUCUACUGUCAGUUUACAUUCACACUAUUUGAUUGACUACAAACAUGCCAAAGCCAAGUUUCAAGAUGAAACUACAUCAAUUAUCACCACUUCAUCCUGACACACUUCUAUAUGGGCUAUAACCCCUCCACACAAAUAUUUGUCUAGCCCCUCCCCUCGCGUACACCUCUUAUAUCGUGACUUUAAAACAACUUUGAAUACCAAGUCCUUUAUUAUUUUUAAGAUGAUCUUGAAGGUAGAUGACCAGAUGGUGACUGUGUUAAUGCCAAACAACUCUUUGAACUGAGCCAAGUGUUUGACCACCAUCUUGUGAUACAUGUUCAUUUCUCAAAUCACAAACAUACUUCUUCAACAAAAAUACAAUCUCACUCUCCUUUUCAUCCUUUUCAUAUUUUUGACUUGUUCUAGGUUUAUCUUCUCUACUAAAAGCAAUCGCUGCAGCAACAAUAAACUAUAUCAGAGCAUUUUAAAUGUUGACAACUACAAACAUAACUAACACAACUUAUUUUAAAGACAUAGAAAAUGACAAGUUAUGUAAGAUGAAGCAAACACUGCUGAUCAUGAAAACUAAAUGCAGUUCACUUGUGAUGACACACAAACAGCAUUUCGACAAGCUAUAUACAAUUUAUUCAUGUCUUAUCUACAAUCAAUUGGCGAGGCACAGUUCUUUAUAAUGAAAGCAGAGCAGCUGGUAACUUUUACCCUGCCACAUUAAAAAAGUCUAACCACUAAGCACUAAUUUGCAUUAUAAAAAUUCCCUUCCUCAGAAAAAUGAUCUCUUUCCACACUUUCUUAACAACUUACAGAACCACAUGUAAUGACGAAAAUGUUACAAAUCAAAGCAAUACAUGUAAAUGAGAUCUUCACCUUAAGAAUGCUGAUUUGAUAUAUUGGUUUGCUGAAGGUGCAGAGUUAGUUGAGUCUGAAGCAGUUGAGUAUGGGUUGGAGUAACCCAGGUCGUAGAGAAGUGUGUCCAAUCAAUAACCAAUCACCUGUUGUUUCUGACCUUCAGUCCUUACUAUCAACCACAACUUAAAACACUUCCAAACUGGUCUAAAAUUUCUGGUGGACAUCCACCCACCCCACUUGAAAUGUUGUCUGGCACAAAAGAAGUAUAAACACUAUGGAUUAGCUCCUUUUAUUUAGUUCAAAUCCUGAAAUUAUUGUUUCACAUAAAAAUGCCAAUAAAAUGAGGAUGUGCAAAGGAGUUAAGAGAUAUAAAAAAUAUAUAAAUUAUCAAGCAAUUCUAACUGUAUGAAGCAUAACUACUUAUAAGUUUCUUUCAUUUGUUUUAACACAAGACAGCUUCUUUUUCAAAUUUUUAUACAAAAUUUCUGUAAUUACUAAUUAUUUCAAUAAAUACAAAACAUCACAGUAAAUUCAUCAGAGAAACACCACAUACUCAACUAAAGUUAGAGGAAUUACACCAGAGGAUUGAAGUUUAUACUCCAAGCCGUUUGGACACUUCAUUUAUUUCAAACACCACUGAAAUUGUCCUUGUUGUAACAUUCAUGAAUACAGGCAUAUAACUGGGCAAAACACUUUUUUCCCAUUUCAACAUUUUGUGGAAUUGGUUAAAGUGGAGGGUGAAAGGCCAGCUUAAUUAGUAUGAGCUUUUUCCCUGAUGAAGGCAGAGAAAAGAGAGUAAUACACAGUGGAAAAAA